Molecule: messenger RNA, 696 nt
Organism: Chanos chanos (milkfish)
Lineage: Eukaryota; Metazoa; Chordata; Actinopteri; Gonorynchiformes; Chanidae
Gene: crybb1
Product: crystallin, beta B1
Exons: 5
Coding region: 1-696 (231 amino acids)
Biological process (GO): visual perception; lens development in camera-type eye
Molecular function (GO): structural constituent of eye lens
Source: RefSeq, a predicted model, not a curated record
AUGUCUCAGACUGCCAAGUCCGCCACCAACCAGGGCACUGACGCCAAGGAGAAGGGAACUCCUGCCCCCCCCGCCUCCAGCAAGGCCACCAAGACCGGAGACCCUGGAAUGGGAAACUACAGAAUCAUGCUGUUUGAUCAGGAGAACUUCCAGGGCAGGAUGAUGGAGGUUCAGAAUGAGUGCAUGAACGUUUGUGAGCGCGGGAUGGACAGAGUUCGCAGUAUCAUUGUGGAGUGCGGCCCCUUUGUUGCGUUCGAGCAGACGAACUUCCGUGGGGAGAUGUUCAUCCUGGAGAAGGGAGAGUAUCCUCGCUGGGACACCUGGUCAAACAGCUACCGCAGUGACUGCCUCAUGUCUCUCCGGCCCAUCCGCAUGGACAGCAUGGAGCACAAGAUCUGCCUGUUUGAGCUGUCCGACUUCAAGGGCAACAAGAUGGAGAUCCAGGAGGAUGACGUGCCCACCCUCUGGGCGCACGGCUUCUGUGACAGAGUGGGCAGCGUGAGAGUGCCUGGCGGAGCGUGGGUGGGAUACCAGUAUCCUGGAUACAGAGGCUACCAGUAUCUGUUUGAGUGUGGUGACUACAGACACUACAACGAGUUUUGUGCCUUCCAACCUCAGAUUCAGUCCAUUCGUCGCGUGAGAGACAUGCAGUUCCAUCAGCGCGGCUGCUUCAACCUGACUGCUGCUACCAAGUGA